UUGCUUCACACAAACUUUCAGGCGCUGAUGAGAGUGGGAACUUUAACAAUCACUUCUCUUUUACAAGAAGAUCUUUUUAUCGUCGAUCAGAUUUAACCGAAUUGAUGCCAGGGUGGAUUGACACUAAAUAAAGUUAUCUUACAACUUAAGUCUGCUGUUUUUGCAUUUUAAUGAGAUGUUUAUGAUGUGGCGUCAGAUAGUUUUGCUGUAACGUUAGUGGGCGAGGUUUGGUCAGCUAACUUACAACAUAAACAUCUGAAAAUGUUGACAAGACUCAACACGCGCUGCUGAGGAAUCGCAGGCAGACACCGAAUUUUGGGCUGCAGAAUGAAAUAUUCUGUGACUGACAUUACUGCCUGAGAUGACCUGACCUAAUGCAUUUCAAACAUGGCAGGAAUAGCAUGGUAUCAGAAGAAGAUUGGAGCAUAUGAUCAGCAGAUUUGGGAAAAAUCACUGGAACAGAAUGAGCUCAAGGGCUUUGGAAGCAAACCUAAGAAGACUGGCCAUAUCAAGCCAGACCUCAUUGAUGUUGACUUAGUGAGAGGUUCCACGUUUAGCAAGGCCAAACCAGAGAGCCCUUGGACCGCUCUGACUCGUAAAGGCUUGGUCAGGGUCCUCUUCUUUCCUUUCUUCUUUCAGUGGUGGAUCCAAGUCACAUCUAAAUGCAUCUCCACCCUCAUCUUGGUUCUGUAUUUCCUUCAAGUGGCAGGAGCUGUGUUGUAUUUUGAGGUACCAGCAGCCUGUGCCAGUGAGGUUGUGGGUCCAUUGUGUCUCAUGCUGUUGUUGGGUACAGUACACUGCCAAAUAGUAUCCACAGAAACCUCAAGAAGCCCAGACAACAGCCCAGUUCCCAGCCGGACAGCCAGCCCUGCUCGCAGGAAAAGACAGAGGAAGAGUAGAAAAGCAAAGAGGUCUGAGGAUGAGGGCAGCAGAGAGGAAGGGAUAGUAGAACUCAAACCCCAGCAAUUUCAAGACGACAACCAGCUCUACAGAUCAGAGAAGAGAUUGGCUUUGCAGAACUCCCUUAGGAGGCCUCCGUGUGGGGCUUCUGAAGAUCUCUCCAGUGAGGAAGAGGAGGCAGAUGAAGCAGAGCUGCAAAGAGAGAGACUCUUCUCAUCAGCACCUCCAAAAUAUGCCCGAGCACUCAGGAAUAGACUUCACAAAGUCCCCAAGAACAAUUCGCCACUAAAGACUCAAGGAGACAGUAAUGGGAUGCCCAAAGACAAAGACAACCCAGCUCUACCACAUGAAGUUGAGCUUCUGCGGUCUUCACAGGGCUCGCGUCCAGCCUCUGACACGGAUGAUAUGUUAUGGGAGGAGCUUCUGCACGAUCCUGACUCCGCCUCCACAGGAAGCAGUGACAGUGGGGAGGAGGAGCAUCACAGUCAUAGCCACUCCCUCCCUCUGCCCAGCAUCACUCUGACUAGUGAUGAGGAUGAGGCCUUACCGCAGCACCAGUUCUCAUGGCUGCAGGCUUGUCACCCCUCCAAAGACCGCGUCAGUGCCAUAAUCUGGGAGCAAGGAGAGUGUAAAAAAGCUGAUAUGUCCGUGCUGGAGAUCAGUGGGAUCAUUCUCACACAAGUGAAGGUGGUUGAGCAAGGGAUGGGUUAUCUUAUUUUCGGCAGCUUGGUCACGGCCUCACUGGCUCUGCUGCCUUACUGCUUCAGACUGGCACAGAAACUGGAUGUUGCCAAUCUCAAUUCUGUUUCCCUCGAGGAACUUCCAGCAGUGGCCAUCGGGCCGCCUUGUGCCUUGUCUUAUGCUUUCUUCAUCAUCACCACAAUGGAAAGAGUUUUCCUCUCUGGACUCUUCUUCUUCAUGAUGUGUGUGGCUGAGAGGACGUAUAAACAGCGCCUUUUAUUUGCGAAACUUUUCAGCCAUCUCACAUCUGCACGCAAAGCCAAAAAAUCUGAGAUUCCUCACUUUCGGCUGAAGAAAGUACAGAAUAUCAAGAUGUGGCUUUCACUUCGAUCAUUCCUGAAGAGACGAGGCCCUCAGCGCUCUGUUGAUGUCAUUGUGUCAUCGAUUUUCCUCCUGGCUUUGUCUAUUGCCUUCAUUAUCUGUGCCCAGCUUUUGCACAGUCAUCACACAUUCCUGGACUCCGAGACCAACUGGGAGUUAAUGAUCUGGUGUGCUGCUCUCACGGUCUUCCUCCUACGCCUCGCUACCCUCGGAGCAGAGACCAACCGAAAAUAUAGCAACGCUUCUGUGCUUCUGACUGAACAGAUAAACUUGUAUCUUAAGAUGGAGAAGAAACCAAACAAAAAGGACCAGCUGAACAUAGUGAACAACGUCCUGAGGCUGGCCACGAAAUUAUUAAAAGAAUUGGACACUCCUUUUCGCCUGCUGGGUCUGACGGUGAAUCCGCUCGUCUACAAUAUUACAAGAGUGGUCAUCCUGUCAGCCAUCUCAGCUGCUGUCAGCGAUUUACUAGGGUUCAACAUCCGGCUCUGGAAGAUUAAACCUUGAUGUGAUGCCUUUCUUUACACUGCCAGCGUCUUAACACUGGGGCCAGACAGACUCUUAAGUGUGCUUGUGCACAACCUACUAAAUGACCAAUUUAACUAUUAAAAACUGUGCAAAUCUACUGACCAAACCUAUAGUUUCCUCAAUACGCUGUGCCUUCGGCCAGACUGAGUAAACCUGUGUUCUGCUCAACCUUGUUGUUGAGUUUUCCUCAUUUGAAUUGCAGUGGGUUUUCUUGAUGCACUUAACAGCUUGCUGUUAUAUUCCAACCAGUGCUCACUGUUUCUCAUAAAUGUAUCUUCUGCAAGUGUGUUAUCUCGUUUGGAAGCAACCACUUAAAUCAGAACCACUAUGUGCCUUGUGAAUAGUUGCAUAUAACAGUACUUUUAGAUAAGCUAUUUAUGAGACAUGGAUUUGUCAACUGCUGAAUGGGCAAUUCAAUGCAAGUCUUGACUUUUUAGAAAAUGGUACUGAAAAACUUGCACACUGAAGCUUUUGGAGGAAGCACUUUCUAUUGGCAUUGUAUUAAAAUAAACAAACCUUUCUCUGAAA
Messenger RNA from Pimephales promelas (fathead minnow), 3018 nucleotides. Lineage: Eukaryota; Metazoa; Chordata; Actinopteri; Cypriniformes; Leuciscidae. The record is from RefSeq and is a predicted model, not a curated record.